AUGGCUAUACCUAUCUUUUCUUUCGGGUCUUGGACAUCUGGCUUGUUGAGUCCGUUUUCCUUAUUUUCCUUUAUAUUUAUUUUCUUUCUUUUUUCUUUUUCUUUUCGUUUCUUUCCUUUUCUCUCGUUUUGUUCAUUUUCUUCCAUUCUUUCUUUUUUUCUAUUAUUUUCCUUUUUUUUUCUUUUUCUCGCCUUUAAUCUCUUUCAUUUCUUUGUUCUUUCCUCAUUCUUUUUUUCAUUUUCUUUCUUUUUCCUUUCUUUAGUUUUUACAUUUCAAUGUUCUUUUUUAAAAAAAAAAUUUCCUUUUCUCUUUCUUUCUUUCUUUUUCCUUUCUUUCAUUCUUUUUCAUUUUUUUUCCCUGACUUUAUUUUUUUCCAUUUCAAUGUUCUAUUUUUCACGUUUUUUCUUUCUUUUUCUUUAUUUUCUUCGUCAUUUUCUUUUCUUUCUUUUCCUCUCCUUUAAUCACUUUUAUUUUUUCUUUCUUAAUUCUUUUUCAUUUUAUUUCCUUUUCUUUUCUUUACAAUCUUCUUUUUUAAAUUUUUUCUUUUACUUUUCACUUUCUUUCUUCAUUCUUUUUUCAUUUUCUUCGUCUUCUUUAAUUUAUUCCAUUUCUUUCUUUAACUUUUUCUUUUCUCUUCUUCCUUCAUUCUUUUUCUUUUUCCACAUUCUUUUUCUUUUAUUAAAUCUCUUCUAUUUUUUGUGCUUUUUUAACUUUUCUUUUCUCUUUCUUUCUUUCUUUCUUCCUUUCUUUCUUUCGUUUUCCUUUUUCUGUUUCUUAUCCUUUCUGUUUUUUAUUUAUUGUUCCUUUUCAUUUUCUCUCUUUUUCCUUUUCUUUUUUGUACUUAUUUUCUCUAUUUUACUUCAAACUUUUCUCCUUCGUUUGCUUUCUUUACAUCUAUUUAUCGAUUUAAAAUCUCGAAAAAGACAAGUAGAGAAGAUUCAGUUUCUCUCUCUCUCUCUCUCUCUCUCUCUCUCUCUCUCUCUCUCUCUCUUCAAGGCCGUGAGAUCUGUAGAGUCUCAAGCGGAAACACGGUGA
This is a messenger RNA of Acanthosepion pharaonis, 1035 nucleotides long. The record is from the annotation of a GenBank genome assembly. Lineage: Eukaryota; Metazoa; Mollusca; Cephalopoda; Sepiida; Sepiidae.